AUGUCUAAAGUCGCAUUGAUCACAGGGGCUGCUCAAGGAAUUGGUAAAGCCAUAGCUACAAGAUUAGCAAAAGAUGGUUUUAAAAUAGCUAUAACUGAUUUGAAAACAAAUUCUUUAAAAGGUGAAUCUGUUAUUAAAGAAAUUGAAAACAAAUAUAAUACAAAGGGUAUUUUCAUACCAGCAGAUUCAAGAAUUAAAAAAGAUAUUCAUAAUGCAGUAGAAACAACAUAUAAUGAAUUAGGUGGUUUCAAUGUUAUUAUAAAUAAUGCAGGUAUUGCAAUCUUAGGGAAAUUAAAUACUUUAACUUCAGAAUCAUGGGAUCAAAUGUCAUCAACAAAUAUAAAUGGUACAUUAUAUGGUAUUCAAAUUGCAUCAGAAAAAUUUCAAAAAUUAGGUCAAGUUGGUAAAAUUAUAAAUGCAGGUUCAACAGCAGGUAUUGAAGGAUAUGAAGAUUUAGGAGGAUAUUGUAUGACAAAACAUGCAAUAAGAUCAAUUACACAAACUUCAGCAAAAGAAUUAGCACCAUAUGGGAUAACUGUUAAUUCAUAUUGUCCAGGUAUAACAAAUACAGAAUUAUGGAAAAGUAUUGAUAAAAUGACUGGAGAUUAUUCAGGUAAGUCAAGAGAAGCAAUUAUUUCUAAAAUUACUGAAAAAAUUCCACUUGGUAGAACAACUAGUGUUGAAGAUGUUUCUGGGGUUGUUAGUUUUUUAGCAAGUGAAGAUUCAAAUUAUCUUACAGGACAGAGUAUUAUAAUUAGUGGUGGAUCCGUUGUACGUUGA
Messenger RNA from Hansenula ciferrii, 780 nucleotides. RefSeq names its product 3-oxoacyl-[acyl-carrier-protein] reductase. The coding region runs from base 1 to 780 and encodes 259 amino acids. The record is from RefSeq and is a predicted model, not a curated record. Gene Ontology annotation, biological process: acetoin catabolic process. The transcript has a single exon. NCBI's taxonomy places the organism in Eukaryota, Fungi, Ascomycota, Saccharomycetes, Phaffomycetales, Wickerhamomycetaceae. Gene Ontology annotation, molecular function: acetoin dehydrogenase (NAD+) activity.